GAGAGCAGCGGGGUUAGAAGGGGAAAGCGGAAGAGCGUAGCUAGUUAGCGAACAAGCUUUAUAUUCGUUAAUAUUUACAUAACAUCCGAUUUAUAAAUCCAAUUUUGUAAUUAUAAACAUAUGUUGAGAGUCUAAGUAUUAAUCGAACUACUGUCACACUCGAUUAGACUACACAAUGGAUUCAAAGUCAAUCAAUCUGUCUCCGAGAGAAGAAGGGGAGCUCGAAGACGGAGAGAUCUGCGAUGAUGACACCGAGGAAAAUAUGUUUGCGCAGCAGCAGGGUAAAAAGAGGCCUAGUAGCAUGAAUAACAGCAACUUCUCACGGAAUACACGAAAAUCGAAACAACCGGCACGAACUUUACUACCUGUCGUGGGUAGCCAGCCUACAGAUUUUCGACUUUUAAUUCCAUACAACCGCGGACCUCAUUCGCACAGUUCCGGCUUUACCGCAAACCACAGACCGCAAGGCGGACCAAGUGGACCCGACCGGCCGCCACUGGGACCACGCUGUGACCAGAGCCCGCGUUCCAGUUUCUGGGAACGAAGUCACACAGCCCUGGAUCGAUUGAGGCACCGGGGGAAACUAGAUGACGGUCGCGGGGAUUGGGGACGAGGAGGCUGGGGAGACGGGUGUGGGGGAGGGAGAGAGGCUGGUAGGCCCCCCACUGGUCGUUAUGGGCCCGGGGAGAAUCACAGUAACAAGAAAGAAUCUCCCUCGAGAAACAAACAGAAGGUAAUGAUGGGGAGGAAUCAGGUAAGAAACCAACAGAUGAUGCACAACAACAAUGUUGCCAAAGUCGAGAAUGUGCUUGACGAGAGUUUUGAGGAUCUGCUCACCAAGUACAAGCAGAUUCAGCUGGAGCUGGAAUGUAUUAGAAAAGAAGAGAACCUGGUUCUGAAGCCCAAAGACCUGCCAGCUCAGAACGAGUCUGAGGUCUCUGUAAGUAUUCCCCAAACCGAGCCAUUACUCGACGCUAACAGUAUUCCCAAUGAAGCCGCUGCAGAGGACCCGCCAGGCCCAGAGAAGACGGAGGAGAAAAGGGGUUUUCAGGCGUUCAAUCUCAAACCUCUACGUCAGAAACUCCUCACUCCUGCAGAAAUUGACGCGCUCAAAACAAAAACGGAAAAGAAAGACUCAGAGAAGGAGGACAGUGACAUGGAAAAAGGUCAAGUUGAACCAGCUGCUAUCCCGGCUGCUACUUCCAAAGGAGAUGAGGAAAAAGAUGGUGUGGAGAAAGAGGCAGACAAAAAAGAGGGGGAGAAGGAUGCAAAAAUAUGUUGUGUUUGCUGUGGCAGGGAAUCAGAUUACCUGAAGAAAGAAGGUGAGAAGGAUACAAAAGUCUGCUGUGUGUGCUGCAGCAAAUCAUCAGAGGACUCCACUAAAUCCCCUGUCAAGCCUGAAGUGAAGGGGAGUAAUGAAGAUGAGGACCUGUCUGAGCUGCAGCUGCGUCUCCUGGCCCUGCAGUCAGCCAGCAGGAAGUGGCAGCAGAAAGAACAGCAAGUGAUGAAGGAUAGCAAAGAUAAGAUCACCAAGGCCAAGCCCUCCCAGGAGAAGAGCUCCUCCACCUCCAGUGCCAAACCACCAGAGAGGGGCAGAGUCACCACCAGGUCUGCCUCUGCUGCCUCGGAGAAGGCCAAAGCUCUGGCCAACAAGCCCCAGGAGAAGGCCAAAGCUCUGGCCAACAAGCCCCAGGAGAAGGCCAAAGCUCUGGCCAACAAGCCCCAGGAGAAGACAAAGGUUGGGGCAAAGCCUCCAGCGGAGAAGGGCAAAGCUCCGGUUAAGGGGUAUCCAGGGAGGAAGACAGUCAGCCCAGGCUCAGCAGCCAAGCAGGCAUUCCGAAAGCAGCAGCUAAGGACGUGGAAGCUCCAACAGGAGAGAGAUCAGCAGGAGCAGCGUAGGCAGGAGGAGCGUAGACAGGAGGAGGAGGAGCGCCGCAGGAGGGAGGAAGAGAUCCGCAAGAUCCGGGACCUUUCCAAUCAGGACGAGCAGUACAACCGCUUCAUGAAGCUGGUGGGCGGGUCCAAGCCGCCGCGCAACCGGAGCAAGUCCAAGGACCGAGACCACACCAGGAAGUCUUCUGGUAAACAGGGAUUGGACACCUCAGGGAACCUCUACCAGUACGACAACUAUGACGAGGUUGCCAUGGAUACUGAUAGUGAGACCAAUUCCCCAGCGUCUUCUCCAGUACAUGAUCCAUUUGAGGUCCCAGGAUGCUUCAGUCACAUGCCCAUGCCUUUCCCUAUGGAUUCCCCCACUCAAUGCAGAAUGGAUUUGGGACAGCCGCGUUUCCUGUCCGUCAUUCCGUCUGCGCCCCCUCCACCCUUACCCCCAAUGCCCCCACCCCCAGAUGAGCUGGAGCCUCCCCCAAAGCCGCCUUUUGCUGACGAGGAAGAGGAAGAGGAGAUGUUGCUCAGAGAGACCUGCCUCAUGUCCAUGGCCAACAAGAAGGUUCCACUACCCGAGGAUAUGACCCUUGACAGCAGCCCCCUCUCUCCCUCCCUCCUGGUCAGUCUGGUCCAACCAGUGCCCAGGAGCAACCCUAGUGUGGUCAGCCUCAACACUGCACCCCAGCCAUGGAGCAACAAGUUCAGCCGAGGGCACCACCUUCCCAGGCUACCACUGAUGCUCCCACGGCACAAGGCGGUGGUGGUACAACUGAACGGUUCAGACGACAGUGACUCAGACAUGGAGGCCUGCAGCAGCUCUACACAGACACAUUCUGUCUUUGGAGGCUUGGAGUUCAUGAUCAAGGAGGCACGCAGGAACGCAGAGGCAGCGAAACCCAAACCGACUUCAGGACCUGAGAAGGAGAACAAGCCAGGCAGAACCCCGGAUGCGCUAUCUGAAGAGAAGAAGACAGAGUAUCAGCUGCUCAAAGAAGAAAUAGCCAGUAGGGAGAAGCAGAAGAUUCUGAAGGACCACAGUCCCCAAGGUGUGCCCUCUCCUGCAGGCUCUGAUCCUGAUGUGGACUUUGCUGCAAAGGCAGCGGUCGAGCUGCAGCUGACCGAGGCAGAGACUAGGCUGACCAAACACGGGAACCUGCUCCUGAAGGAUGAGGCCAUACUGAGGCAGCUCUUACAGCAGGAGCAGAAGAAGGAGGAGGCAUUGAAGGCAGCUGAGGCCAAAGUGGCCAAGGUCAAAGAACAGCUCCUGGCCUCAGAGAAGAUAGUCAGUGCCAACAAGACUCUCCUCAACAGACUCCAGGAACAGGUUCAUCGUGUUCAGCACCGCGUGUCAGUGAAGAAGAACCACAGCCUGAAGCUGGAGGAGGUGCUGGUCCAAGCCCAGGCCGCCGCAGGCAGAAAGCCAAGUGGUCAGAAACGACGCACGGACAUCAGCCACUCCUCGCCUGUGAAACGUCUGUGUGUGGAAGUCUCCGUCGCUCCCCGCGGCUCAGAAAGGCACUUCGCCGACCUCCUUGCCCAAAAGCAGCGUCUGCAGCAGCUGGAGUCAGAAUACGCCCUCAAGAUCCAGAAACUAAAGGAGGCCCAGGCUCUCCACAACAGAGCGGUCCCUGAACCCCCUCUACCCCAGGCCACCUCCACCCCUCUCCCCAGGGCUCGCCACCCCAGCAUUCCCCCCACCAGCCCCUUCCCCCUGCCCCAGCCCUCCCUGCAUGACCUCACCCAGGAUAAACUCACCCUGGUCAGCAGCGAAGACCCUACCGAGACGGAGGAGAGCGACUUGGAACCUGCCGCCACAGCCAGGCCCUCAGCCCAGACUGUUCGUAGACGCUCCAUCAGAGAGACCGGCUCCUUCACCAAGCCUAAACUGGACUCUGGUGGGACUGGGCUGGUCAAGGAUAGUCCAGCCAAGCCAGUCAUGGUUAAGGCCUCGGGGCCCGGGGAGCUGUUCCUGGGGCUAGAGGUGGAGGCCCUGCAGAGGAGGGACCAGCAGCAGGCCAGGCUGGGAGAGCUGCUGCUGGGGGAACUACGGGCGCUAGGAGGCACUGUGGAGAAACCCCCUUCUGGGAAGGUGAUAUCGGAGGAUGUGGACACCAUGGCUGCCCAAUCAGGCCAUGCCGAACUGAAGCCUGUCCCGUUUGGACCAUAUCGCAGCCCUCUCCUGGUCUUCAAGUCUUAUCGGUUCAGUCCAUACUUUCGGACCAAGGAGAAGUUAUCACUCAGUUCUGUGUCUUACAGCAAUGUUGUAGCGCCCAAAAAGUGUUUCUGUGGCUUUGACCUCACGGGCACAUGCAAUGACGAUGACUGCCAGUGGCAGCACAUGAGAAACUGCACUUUUGGUGGAAACCAGCUGUUCCAGGAUAUCCUGUCGUACAACCUGGCCCUGAUUGGCUGCUCUGAGAGCAGUACUAGUGAUGUCAUCAAUGUUGCCACAGAGAAGUAUAUAAAACAGCUGUUUGGGGCUAACAACGAUCGCAUGGGGAUGGACCAGAAGGCUGUUCUACUCGUCAGCAAAGUGAACGAAAGCAAAAGACAUGUCCCUCCCUUCACCACGUGUAAGGAUCUCAGGAGGUGGAGGCCUCAGCCCGCUUACCAGGCUAGCCCAAACACAGGGGACGACAGCUGGGACGAGAGUAGAGACACUGGUCCAGUCAAAUACGACGGUUGUUCCAAGAGAAGUCUGUCUGCUACCCUGGAUGUGUGUGUGACCCCUGACGACAAGCGCUACUUCAUUAGUGAAACUGACGACAUAUCUAACCUGGAGACCAGUGUCCUAGAGAGCCCACGCAACACACAGCUCUGGAUCAAACUGGCCUUCAAAUACCUCAGCCAGAAAGAAGUGUCAGCGGCUGAGUGCCUGGAUGCUUCUUUGAACACUCUGUCUCGGGCCCUGGAAGAUAACCGGGACAACCCAGAGAUCUGGUGCUAUUACCUGUCUCUGUUCUCCCGCCGAGGGAAGAGGGAUGAGGUGCAGGAGAUGUGUGAGAUGGCUGUGGAGCACGCCCCCGACUACCAAGUCUGGUGGAGUUACCUAACCACGGAGAGCUUGUUUGAGGGGAAGGACUAUGUGUGUGGUCGUCUGCUGCAGUACCUGCUGGACUGUGUGGGGACUAGUGGUCUCUCUGAGAGGCUGUCCUUCCAGCUAUUAGAGUCUCUACUCUACAGGGUCCAACUCAGUGUGUUCACAGGCCGGCUACAGAAUGCCCUGGCCAUCCUACAGAAUGCCUUGAAGUCAGUUACUGAGCGGUGCAUUGCUGAUUACCUGACCAUAAGUGACCGUUGCCUGGUCUGGCUGUCCUUCAUCCACCUGACUGAGUUUGACCGCCUGCCGGCCAGUCUGUACGACCCGGCUAACUCCAACCCCUCCAGGGUGGUCAGCAUCUCGGCCUUCGCCCUGCCCUGGAGAACACCGCUCGACGUCCGCACCGAGCCUGACACACUAAUUGCUGUGUUCGAAGAUGCACUGCGACAGUGCACAGACCAGACUCUGCCUCCCAGUGAGAGAACCCUGGCCUGUCUGCCUCUACACACUAACCUCAUCACUACCUAUAGCCUGCUGGGAAGGUACGAUGCAGGCCUGGAGCUGUGUGAGUCCCUGUUGGCGCUGUGCCCGCAUUCAUGUGCCCUGUUGGAUGCCCUGUCAGGCCUGUACGUGGGGAAGGGGGAUGGUGAGCAGGGUGUUGGGGUGUGGCUACGGGCGCUGUCCCAGUGUCCACACAACGCAGAGGUCUUCUACCACACCUGCAAGUUCCUCAUGGCUCAGGAGAAGUCCAGUUGCAUCGCUCCUCUGUUCCGGGGGUUCGUCCUGUCUUUCUGUGACGAGGAGAGAAGUGACCAGCAACCUGUGGAUGUGCUACGGUACAUCCUUGGUAUUCCAACAGUGGACAUCCUAAGAGGCGCAGUUAUCAAAAAACAACUUAAAGAGCAGCUUUGCCACCAGAUGCCUUACCUAAACCUCGUCCAUUGUCUGUGGCAGUGGGUGCACGGUAACGUUGGAGAGGCAAUGGAUGCGUUUGAGAGAGCCCUCGGAGCCGUAAUGCCACUAGACGUUCUUCACAAGCUGUGGAUAGAUUAUCUCCUCUUUACCAGCAGUAAGCUAGCUGGGAGCCCCUCCAACAGCAGAGAGCUCCGGGUGUUAUCAGACCUGGUUCAGCGUUGCCUAGUAACUGUCCCGUCUAGGCUUGAGGUUCCGUUCAGCUCGGCCCAGUACUGGAGCUGCUUCAGAUUUCACAACAAGGUUGUCUCCCACUACCUGAGCAGUCUGCCUCAUACCCAGCACCCCCAUGUCCUGGAGAGACUACGAUACACCAUGCCCACCAAUGCUGAACUUGCCCUGAGGUUGCUGCAUCAAGAAUGGCAGGAUGGAAACAUAGAACAUCUGAAAUUCCAAGCCAGAAUGUUGAGCAGUAGCGUUCCAAACUGUCUGGCCAACUGGAAAAUAGUGAUCGCUGUGGAGAGGGAACUAAAGGAGCGCUCCGAGGUCCGGCUUCUUUAUCAGCAAGCCCUGCAAAACCUUCCACUGUGUGCCACCCUAUGGAAAGAUCGCCUGCUGUUUGAAGCUGCGGAGGGAGGUAAAACUGAUAAACUGAGGAAACUUGUUGACAAGUGUCAAGAGGUGGGAGUGAGUCUAAGUGAGCCCCUAAAUUUAUGCUCGAGCAAAACGGAGGGAGAGGAGCACUGAGGAUAAAAAAAAACUAGAUUCAAUCUAUCAGACCAGACCACUGCCAAGUUUAGCCAGAUAGGGGCAGACUCUGCUGCUAGCUGUCUUAGCAGCCCUCCCGCAGUAGCGCACUCCCUGGGCGGUCGGGAGGUGUCCGCCCCUACGCAGGACGGUUGUUCGGUCAUCCCUGAAGCCAAUGAAUGAACUCCCUCCUCCCUGUCCAAACUCUGGGCCACGCACUCAGGGUUCUAUCCCCUAACAUCAUGUACGUAAGUAUAGACCUGCUAACUAAGUGACAUCUUUGCUGUUCUGUUUUUUAUUUACAUGUUUGUUUUUUCUCUCGUACUGUCAAUUUUAAUUAGCUUUUUAUUUUGACCUUUAUGUACGGGGUUGGAGGAGUUGACAGACUAUGACAUCCUGACAGGGAUGUUGACAUGCGUCUGUCUUGGGUGUUUUUUAAAGGAUGUUUUCCCCCAAUAGUAACGCUCGCUGCUGCUAUCUACAGUAUGUGUAACUUUUUGUUUUCCAGUGUCUUCCAAGGGAAGAGAAAUUACUCGUUUAUUUCGAUAUUUGUUUUAAGUGAUAAAAAUAAAUAAAACAAGUAACCACAUGAAAAUGAAAUGGCCAGCCAUGGUGACAACAAAAUGGCUGCCUACAUAAGUAUUUCUAUUUGGCCUCUAUCAUCACUGACACCUUUAUUUUUGAGACUGCCAGCCACAGACUGCUGAAUGCUGUGAUCUCUUCUCCGCCAGUCGACCAGCGGGGAAGGUCCUUUAAACGCAUCACUAGGCGAGGAUAGUCACAAACAUUUACUAGUUUAAAUGUUCUCAUGUGCAAUUUUGUUUUUGUAAAAAAUAUAUUAUAAUGGUUAAGAGUAUUUGAGAGGAGGAGCCAAGGAUGAAAGUAUUUCAACUGUUUUUGUAUGUUGAAAUUUAAUGUGUUUAUAUUAAAUUAUUUUCUAAUUAA
This is a messenger RNA of Oncorhynchus nerka (sockeye salmon), 7531 nucleotides long. Its product is annotated as zinc finger C3H1 domain-containing protein-like. Gene Ontology annotation, molecular function: protein binding. The record is from RefSeq and is a predicted model, not a curated record. Gene Ontology annotation, biological process: RNA processing. NCBI's taxonomy places the organism in Eukaryota, Metazoa, Chordata, Actinopteri, Salmoniformes, Salmonidae. Gene Ontology annotation, cellular component: exosome (RNase complex); nucleus.